Molecule: messenger RNA, 1932 nt
Organism: Cyprinodon variegatus (sheepshead minnow)
Lineage: Eukaryota; Metazoa; Chordata; Actinopteri; Cyprinodontiformes; Cyprinodontidae
Gene: kcnj11l
Product: ATP-sensitive inward rectifier potassium channel 11-like
Exons: 6
Coding region: 296-1603 (435 amino acids)
Biological process (GO): regulation of monoatomic ion transmembrane transport; potassium ion import across plasma membrane
Cellular component (GO): plasma membrane
Molecular function (GO): inward rectifier potassium channel activity
Source: RefSeq, a predicted model, not a curated record
GGACAUCCUGAUGGGAAUGAUGGAGUCCGUGUCGCGGAUCACGUCCUGAACAGACCCUCCGAUCACCUCUGAUCCUCACCUUGAACGUGUUGCACCGCGUGACAGCGGAGCUGUGCGCGCGCUCAGACCCAGCCUGAUGUUUGUGUAUCAGAAGAGGAUGAUGAUGAUGAAGGGGGAACUAGGUGUAGAGUCUGAAUAGACUGAGCAUCGUUUCCUCGUUAGAGGGCGAUUAUUUACCAGAUAUUCCAGGAGAAAGAAAAGGUCUUCAUCUGUGUGUUUCUCUGUUCGCAGCAUCAUGUUGGCCAGGAAGGGCCUCCUCCCAGAUGGGUUUCUGCUGACCCGGCUGGCCGAGGACCAGAACCAGCCCAACCGCAUCCGCUCCAGGUCCCAGAGAGCUCGCUUCAUCACCAAAACCGGAUCAUGCAAUGUGGUUCACAAGAACAUCAUGGAGCAGGGUCGCUUCCUGCUGGACGUCUUCACCACCAUGGUGGACCUCAAGUGGCAGCACUCGCUCCUCAUCUUCACCUCGGCCUUCCUCUGCUCCUGGAUGCUCUUCGCCAUGGUCUGGUGGCUCCUGGCCUUCGCCCAUGGAGACCUGGAGCCCCGUGACCCAGACAGCGGCCCCGGUCCAGUCCCCUGCGUCACCGCCAUCCACUCCUUCACCUCAGCCUUCCUCUUCUCCAUUGAAGUCCAGGUGACCAUCGGAUUUGGUGGCAGGAUGGUGACAGAGGAAUGCCCCGUGGCCAUCAUCAUGCUGAUCAUCCAGAACAUUUUGGGGCUGAUCAUCAACGCCGUGAUGCUCGGCUGCGUCUUCAUGAAGACGGCGCAAGCCAACCGGAGAGCGGAGACGCUCAUCUUCUCCAGGAACGCUGUCAUCGCCACACGAAACGGCCGGCCCACCUUCAUGUUUAGAGUCGGAGACCUGAGGAAGAGUAUGAUCAUCUCGGCCACCAUUCAGCUGCAGGUGAUCCGCCGCACCGUGACGGCUGAGGGCGAGGUGGUUCCAGUUUGCCAGCUGGACAUCCAGGUGGAGAACCCUCUGAGGAGUAAUGGCAUCUUCCUGGUUUCUCCUUUGAUCAUCAGCCACACCAUCGAUCGAGGGAGUCCUCUGUACGACCUGUCUGCCCAGUCUCUGGCUACUGAGGACCUGGAAAUUAUCGUCAUCCUGGAAGGUGUGGUGGAGACCACAGGCAUCACCAUGCAGGCUCGCACCUCCUACACCCCCGAGGAGAUCCUGUGGGGGAGGCGCUUCGUCUCCAUCAUCACAGAGGAGGACGCCCGCUACUGCGUGGACUACUCCAAGUUCGGAAACACCGUCCCGGUCCGGAUGUCAUCCCUCAGCGCCAAGGAGCUGGACCAGAGCCGGGGAGUCCAGGAGGGGCCGUCUGAGACCCAGCUGCAAGGGUGGGGGCUGGUUCGGGCCGGCAGGGGGGGCUUCCGCAGAGGAGGGCGCACCUGUGAAGGCUCAGCCCCCCACCCCUGGUACAACCAAUCAGCGAAGCAGGAGAAAGAUGUGGAGCAGAAAGGCCAGAAUAAGAAAGUGCAGCUGGAGGUGAUCGGACGGCAGUUGGAGGAAGAUGGACUCGGAGAAAUGAGCGACUGAACCAGUAUGUGGGACUGGAUCAGGAAUGGUGGGGGGCGUCUCCAUAGAGACGGACACAUCUUUGUCUGGUGGUCAGAACAGACUCCAUCCUGCCUCUUCUCUCUUUUACUGUUUGAUUAUUGACCUGUCAUGUUUUUGUGCGUUUUUCUGUAUCAGUAAAUAAUUGAUGACGCUCACAUAUCCAGAUUAUUUACCGAUUCCCUCAGAAUAAAUGACGGACGCUCACAGGACGCCUCACAAUGUUUUAUCUCUCAGUAGAUUAAAAUCAUUUUCUCUGCUCUUGUUGUUUGUAACGUUUAAAUAAAUCAGUGUUUGUUUUUUUUAUUCUC